This is a messenger RNA of Synchytrium microbalum, 927 nucleotides long. RefSeq lists its product as uncharacterized. Bases 1 to 927 code for a protein of 308 amino acids. NCBI's taxonomy places the organism in Eukaryota, Fungi, Chytridiomycota, Chytridiomycetes, Synchytriales, Synchytriaceae. The record is from RefSeq and is a predicted model, not a curated record. The transcript is spliced from 6 exons. Gene Ontology annotation, cellular component: cytoplasm; ubiquitin ligase complex. Gene Ontology annotation, molecular function: ubiquitin protein ligase activity; ubiquitin conjugating enzyme binding. Gene Ontology annotation, biological process: protein polyubiquitination; positive regulation of proteasomal ubiquitin-dependent protein catabolic process; ubiquitin-dependent protein catabolic process.
AUGAGACCGCAACAAAUCAAGUGUCCAGUAUGCAGCGAUCCACUGACUCGUCAAGAAUGGGUCCGAUUUGUCGAUGAUCCACGUAUCAUCAACAAGUUUGAUCAAAUGAAUCGUCCAUUCCGGGUCAGAGAAGUCCCAUGUGUUGGAGUUGGUUGUAACAAGAACGUCUGCCUUGUUACGCCUCCUGCUAUGGCUACGCUUGAUCGUGAAUUGAAGGCAAACGAAAUCACAUCCCUAUACAAGAGCAUACUCGCAGACGAUUCAACCGGGAAUCUAUCCGUUACUGCCCAAUCGCUAUACACUCGCUUCGAAGUUGACUUGCAGAACGUGGUCGCUGGAGGCAGUCUGAACAUCCAGGAUCUGUAUACUCGAAUUUGCAAGGAUUUGGAUGUUAUUGGACAAAAUAGACGUAAAAAGAUACUAGCUACUCAACUGACAAGGAACCUCAUCACUCUCGAAACCAGCGCUGAAGCUUGGAGAUCUCUGAACAUACUUCAGUUGUCCAGGUUUCCCUUUGUCAAAUGCUCAAACUGCUCAUACGAAACAUGUACAGCCUGCGGAGACGGAUCUCAUCAUGACCAAUCAUGCUCAGAACUCCUCCAGUCUCGCCUCAUCACAGAAACAAAUCCCGACGCACUAGCAACUCUCAAAUGGAAGAUUGAAAACAGCAAGAACUGUCCUCGAUGUGCGAUUGCUAUUACGAGAGAGGAAGGGUGCUUUAGGGUUGAUUGUAUAUACUGUGGCUUCAAAUGGUGCUGGCAUUGCUCUCGAGAAUUCGAUGAAAAGCAUGGCUUUUACGCAUGUCAGAACAGUGCUUCAGGGUCAAUCAACUCGAAUUCCAAGAACGAUGUGCCUGAAUUGGGCGUGCCGAAUGUGCUUGCAAUACAGAUGAAGAUGAGUAGUCAAAUUGCUAAGUUUGGAAUGUAG